This is a messenger RNA of Branchiostoma floridae (Florida lancelet), 2197 nucleotides long. RefSeq lists its product as uncharacterized. The record is from RefSeq and is a predicted model, not a curated record. The coding region runs from base 34 to 1269 and encodes 411 amino acids. The transcript has 4 exons. Lineage: Eukaryota; Metazoa; Chordata; Leptocardii; Amphioxiformes; Branchiostomatidae.
UGCGCAGUUAGAAAUCGCGCUCUUGCCAUUAAGAUGAUUUCUGGCAGUUUUAGUCGUGUAGUUGCUUUUACCGGAGCCGCGGUGGUCGGUGUUGUGGCGGGGCACCGGGGACGGCAGGCCGCCAAGUUUCGGGCCGCUGCCCGGUGCGAAUUCUCCCGCCCGUCUUACAACCCUCCACCUGCUGAUUACGACGGGCCCGUCUUCAAACCUCGACUCGACUUCCCCAGGAGCGUUAACCCAGGGAACGAGGCUUUCCCCUGGCUGGACAUAGACUUCAGGACGGAGCCGGAGAGAUACCUGCGGACGGUUCGGGACUACUGUUUGGAGGGGAAUGUUGAGUGCGACUUCAGGGUGGAACAGAACCAGAUCCGUGACUGGUACCAUGUCCCGUGGAUGUCCUCCCAGCCCACAGGACGGGAGCCCAUCCACGGCAUGACCAUGGAGAAAUCGUCCAAACAGGGGAUGUUGUCGGACUCGCAGCAGAGAGAGGUGCAGAACUGGGCGGUCGCCUUCUACAACUCUCCGGGAGCGUACGCCGUCGGCCGAGUCUGGUCCCUGCCCUGGCAACCUGCACAGGACGGCGUCGCCUUCCCAGAGGGCACGGUGGGGUUUAAACCGUUAUUCACACAGGCGACGGAGGAGGAAGUUCCCUACCUUAAAGGCAGUCCGAUCUGGAAAGCGGCGAUCGCUAAAACCCCGCGAGAGCCCGGAGACAGGGGUCCGCCCGUGGAGACGAGACUGAUCCAGAUGGACGUCGCCAUCAGAGACGACAGGGCCGACAUAGGUUGGGUGUUCGGCACAUUUGUGUACCACAGCUCCCGGUGCAGUGACGCCCCCUGGCGGAGACUGGUGCCCGUGUGUCUGCAGUGGGGGAACGAUCCGGACCUGACUCUGCAGCGGUACCAGGAGGGCGCCAGGCCCGUACAGACAUGGAACAACCCGCGGCUCAAGGAAUUGGGGAUAGUAUCUGCCUCCCGCCCGUACCUGGGUUGGCUGGGCCGGGCGAACGGACCGGUGGACAACUUCAAGUCCUGCUGCACCUCCUGCCACUCCACGGCCUCCGUACCGGACGAGAUCAACAAAGUCCCUCGCGGAGUCCCUCCGACGAACACCACCGCCGACCAAGCCUUGUGGUGGUUCCGUAACCUGGUACCAGGACAGGCAUUUGAGGAAAGCGGCAAGUCACUGGACUAUUCCCUGCAGCUCAGCAGCAGUAUUUCCCAAUACAACGAGUGGAAAAAGUCUUACCUGAAAAAUAACCUUAGGUAGAUUAAGGACUGGUGGCGCACCCAUUUCCAGCAACAGUGCCUUCUAGUGGCAAGGAUGGUUAACGCAUUCAUUGAAAGAUAUUUAGGAUCAGUCUGUUGAACAUGAAGUGAAAAUUUUUCUUCCUGAGAUUUCCAGCUGAUAACUUAUAUGGAUAAAUGGUUGGGUCACAGGCAUCCAACAACAUUGUAAACCAGAAAGUACUAACUUAAAGAUAUUUUUCUACCUUUAUUGUAUCGAAUUUCAACUUUAUAACAGGAAGUGUUGCAAUAAUAAUAAGCAACAAAAUAGCUACCAUUUGUCUGAAAAUAUACAUAUACAUGUACCAACUUCAGGCUAACCCAAGAGUACCACUAUUACCCAGUAGGUAACCAGUAGUCAGGACACUGAGUGGCAGUCGUUCUCAAACACGGACGUUGUAGCUCCCAAACACUCUUAGUCUUACUAACUAUAGCAGAGGCAACCAUGAAGCUAGACGGAUGUUAAUCAAGACUCAGUAUUGACAUAAAUGUAUUUGUGGCAAGACAUUGGAGCUACAAUGUAUUUCUCUGAUCAUUUUCAUUGAAACUAGAAUGAAAGGGGAGUAAACCUUUCAACAUCAUCUCAAAUAUGAUGCAGACAAAUUGUGAAAUAAUUACUGUAAAUGUGGGAGAGUGUCACUGUUAACACUUGUUUGUAGUAGUCUUGUUCCAAACAGCUUUUUGAGGAAUAUACACAAAUCUGUCACGGAGUGAGUGUGAGUGAGCGAGUGUGAGUCACUUUUGAGUUUGACCCUGACUUAAGGAAGUCACAUGGUACGUUUUCAAUUUUUUUCCAUGUUCAUGGCUACAUGUAAAGUAAAUUUCAAUAUGGCACAAACUCACAGUGUUCAAACGUAGAUGCAUUUGACUUUGUACAAAUUUGCUGGAGAUUCCAAAUUCCAAGAGUUUUU